AUGGAGGAAGGCUCAUCAUCGCCUCAAUAUUCGGCUUUCAGCAUCAAUGAGAAGCGCUGUAUUGUCGCUCUUGUUGCGUACGCAGCCUGGUUCUCGACAACGAGUAGCUUCAUCUAUUACCCUGCGAUUCCUCUUCUGUCAAAGGCUUUAGGGGUGUCCGUCGAGAAGAUAAAUCUCACCGUGACUACAUAUAUGGCUGUUGCCACGAUCGCGCCGUCCCUAGUGGGCGACACCGCAGACCAGAUCGGUCGCCGCCCGGUAUAUAUUGCUACGCUCAGCGUCUAUGCGUCUGUAUGCAUUGCGAUUGCUUCUACCAAGUCAUACAAUGUUUUGCUCGGCCUGAGACUCAUGCAAGCACUCGCGAUAUCUGGUACCUUUUCCAUUGCUUAUGGAGUCAUCACCGACAUAUCCUCUCCAGCCGAAAGAGGGACUUUCGUUAGCAUUGUAUCAUUUGCCAUCACAAUUGCACCAAGUUUAGGUCCCAUUCUCGGUGGUGCUCUUUCCUAUGCUGCCGGAUGGCCGUGGAUAUUCUGGUUUUUGGCUAUUGCAUCAGGCUUGUGCCUUAUUCUGAUGAUAAUUCUAUUGCCAGAAACGAGUCGAACGGUUGUCGGCAAUGGAUCGAUCGCACCGCCAACCUUCUCGAAGCUCCCUAUUCCUCGAAUAUUCCGAAGCAUUCCCCCCCACGACGUUGACUCAAGCAAAAUUCCGAGGCUGAGACUACCAAAUCCGUUCAAUUCCCUCACAAUUCUUCUACGAAAAGACAACUUUAUUAUUAUAACGGCUUGCGGACUACUCUAUGUGGUUUACACUUGCAUUAAUGCCUCGCUUUCCGUCAUUCUUGUGGGCAUGUAUGAUCUUAGCGAAUGGGAGGCAGGACUCAUAUAUAUACCGUUUGGUAUGGGGGGUGUCUUUUCAACGUUCUUUUCCGGGGCACUUCUCAACAAAGCCUAUAGUCGCUCAAGAACCAAGAUGGGACUGUCGACUGACAAGGCCAAAGGGGAUGACCUGGAUGAGUUUGAUGUCGAGAAGGCUCGGCUGGGACUUAUGUGGACACCCUUGAUAAUUAAUAUCAUAGGAGUCAUUGCCUUCGGAUGGGUAUUGCACUUUCGUCAGCACAUUGCGAUACCCCUGACAAUCCAAUUCAUCCUGGGCAUGUGCAUGCAAUUGGAAUUCAGCAUUUACAAUACUUUACUGGCUGACAAGAACCACCGCCAUCCCGCAGCCGCGCAAGCAGCCAGCAAUAUUAUACGCUGCGCAUUUGCUGCGAUCAUGGUUUCUUUUCUCGACCGAAUGAUUCAUACUUUCCGAAUUGGAUGGACAUUCUCUUUUAUGGGCGGCCUUUGCAUUCUCGUGGUGGCGUUGUUUGCAGUGGACUUCCACUUUGGUGCCAGAUGGCGGCAACAUUUGCUUAGUGAAGCUUCCAAAGCUGCACAAGAUAGCAAUAAUAGAGAAAGGACUAAGACUUAA
Messenger RNA from Akanthomyces muscarius, 1467 nucleotides. RefSeq lists its product as uncharacterized. The transcript is spliced from 5 exons. Lineage: Eukaryota; Fungi; Ascomycota; Sordariomycetes; Hypocreales; Cordycipitaceae. Gene Ontology annotation, molecular function: transmembrane transporter activity. Bases 1 to 1467 code for a protein of 488 amino acids. Gene Ontology annotation, cellular component: membrane. The record is from RefSeq and is a predicted model, not a curated record. Gene Ontology annotation, biological process: transmembrane transport.